Corticium candelabrum is the source of this 1000-nucleotide messenger RNA. RefSeq lists its product as uncharacterized. The coding region runs from base 372 to 917 and encodes 181 amino acids. Lineage: Eukaryota; Metazoa; Porifera; Homoscleromorpha; Homosclerophorida; Plakinidae. The record is from RefSeq and is a predicted model, not a curated record. The transcript has a single exon.
GUCUGAAUGUCUCCUGGAUGACAUGUUUUUCAGCAAUUGUUUGUCGGGUGUUGGUAAGUUGCAGUUUCAGCUUUCCAAACGCCAAGCUCAAAUCAAUUCAGAGAAUCUUUUGUCCAGUGCUGCUACAGCACGUGAUGCUGCACGACUGAGAUCUGUCCAGGGCAACAGCGCAGGUGCCUGGUUGUCUGCCUUACCAACCAAUCAAGAGUUCGCACUCUCUCCUUACGAUUUUCGUUUGGCGACUCUUCUUCAUCUGGAGAUGCCCAUUCCUCUGUCUGAUUGGUCUGGAUCAUGUAACUGUGGCACUCAGCUGGACAACAGUGGUUAUCACCUGCUGACCUGCAAAACAGGUGAAGGGCCAGUUUGGUCCCAUGAUACAUACCAUUGCUGCUACUUGGAGAGAUUGCCUUCGAGACGUACAUGCACACUUCAAGCGAGAACCAAGACAUCUUCAUCCUAGCUCUGAUUGUAGACUUGAUCUUGUGAUGUUUGACUCAGCUUCAGGGGCUAAUGCUGAAUUAGAAAUUGCACUAGCUCACCCUUGGAGCUCAGAUACCUUCCCCAAGUCAGCUGAGAUUGAUGGAGCAGCAGCCAAGCGGCAAGAAGAGAGAAAGAACUCCAGAUACAAGAAAGAGAGACUUCCUGGUGGCAUGUCUGUUUCCCUGAUUCCUCAGCUCUUGGAGCACUACAGAAGAUGGGGCGAAGAGGCAUGGAAGUUCCUUCAAAAGUUGGCAGAGCAGUCGUCAGAUGAAUUUGGUCAACCCAAUCCUCGAGAAUUCUUAGAUUUUUGGAGGAAAAGAUUUGCAAUCCAACUGCAAAGAUGUAAUGCCAGUGUCAUCAGAAGAAAAGCGUUGGCACUCUGUGCAACUGAAGAAUUUAAACUGGACUCUAGCAGCACCCAGUUUUUCAGUCAUUAGUUGGCUGAAAGCUGGGUAGUAGCAUUACUUUUUUCCCUUUUGCUGAUAUGUAUUAUAGUUUGAUGUUUUAAAUAUAUGUAUUG